Molecule: messenger RNA, 6775 nt
Organism: Physella acuta
Lineage: Eukaryota; Metazoa; Mollusca; Gastropoda; Physidae
Biological process (GO): protein polyglycylation; cilium assembly; cilium movement
Cellular component (GO): microtubule cytoskeleton; axoneme
Molecular function (GO): ATP binding; protein-glycine ligase activity, initiating; metal ion binding
Source: RefSeq, a predicted model, not a curated record
AAAAAUAUGGCGUUUUCCAUGACGACGAGACGCCAUUAAAACUAGUAAAGAACUAGCUGGUUUUACCUCCAGUAAAUUUGUCUCGUCCUGUCAGCCAGAAUGCUACUCAGCUGGCUUAACGAAAAAUCUUCAUUAGAUGAUAUUUUCUAAUAAGUUUGGUGCUAAUGGACUGGAGGCAAAACUCACUCUGGUGCUGUGGUUAGGAUUAACAUUACCAUAUAAUAUCCAUUUAGUCGUAUGGAAAAGCAGCAAAGUCAUGUACUAGCAUUGAAAUGAGUGAGAUUACAGCUUCUUUGAAUGAAUCUGUUUUCACCUUUCAUCCUAAAGUAAGCACAGCUAGUAUUAAGAUUGUUGAAAGUUUGGGAACAGACUUCAUGAGCAGACAGCAAAAACAUAUUGAGCAUCAAAAAGAAAUACUUGAAAGAUCAGGCCAACAUCAUAGAUUUUCUGAUCACAAUGGGUCAACGGCUGACAGCAGAAAAGAAGAAACAAAAGAUGCAGCAGGUUUAGUUUCUGAAAAAGAAAAGCUAGUGGCAGAGAAGAUGAGUCCAUCCAACAACAGCAAUUUUAACCGUACCAAGCCUAGUGGACUGGACAAGGUCUACAAUGCACCCUUGGCCCAGGACAAAGUGGAACAAAAGUUCCACCAAUCAGGAGCUGAGGGCCAGGGGAGAGAAGAUAACUCUGGUAACCAAGCAAAAGAUGCUGAAGAAACAAAUGAUCAGAGUGAUUCUGAAAAUGAAAUGUCAGAUGCGUUUUUAAUUGCUCGUAGUAAGACCAUGCCCACUCUGAAUCGUGUAAAACUGCCUCAACAAAAGAUAGGCAUAUGUCUGAAUGAAGGAGAUAGAUUGAGACAAGCUAAGGAUAUGGCUGAAAGAGCAAUUAAGUACAAGAAAAUUUUCACAAUACAGGGAGGCUACUCCACAAUCCGUCAGAGUUUAAGGAAGAGGGGCUGGGUGGAGAAAUUUUAUAAAAUACCACCACCAAUAAAGAAAUCACAGCAGGCAAAAAAGAACUCAGAUGAUGACGAUAAUAAUGACGACGAUGAUGAUGUUGUUGAUGAUGAUGAUGAUGACAUUGAUGAUAUGGACAAUGACCAACCCAAAGUUCCACCGUGGGAAGAGGAUGAUGGGAUUUAUGGAAUAAUGUCGCGAUUGGUACGCAAUGUAAACCCAUCAUUGUUCUGGGUGCUGAAGCGAGAUGCCAUUGAUUAUCGCUUCCUGUCAAAAGACCAAAUGGUCAACCACUAUUGCAAAGCUGGCUCCUUUACUACCAAGGUGGGCUUAUGCGUUAACAUGAAAAAUGUUGUUUGGUUUGACAACACUGACCAUGAUACCUUCUUCCCCCGAUGCUAUCGUCUUAGUCAUGAUGAGGAUAAAGAAGCCUUCAUAGAUGACUACAGAUUGACUGCAUGUAUGAGCAUUGUUAAAGUGGCUGUAAGGCAAAAUAUUCUUCCAGAAAAAAAAUCUAAAGAAGACAAAGAUCUUAUUGAUCAAAAUGAGGUGAUUGUGAAUGGCAGCACUGUGGAUUCAAGCAGUGCUAAGAAACAAGCGGAGGCGGAUAAAAAAGGUGCGGAUGCUUGUGGAUCAGAGGAAGAUGAAGAUACUCAAACUUUGCAAGGAAGUGUUUUUAAAAAGAAGAAGAAAACAAGGGCCAAGAUACCUGUCAGAGUCUUGGAGACAGCUGUGUACCAGUGUGAAAAGUUUUUAGCAUCCAAAGAUCAUGAAGAUAUAGAUAUGCCAAGUCAGAUUGGACAACUAACUGAUCAACAGUGGGAUGAUCUUAUUCAGUGGUAUUAUCAAUUAGUCCAUGAAGAAGGAUCAUUCACCCAUGUACCAUUGAAUCUCGUGAAUCAAUGUGACAGCCUCACACGUCGCUUGGCCCAGCACUGUCCUCAAUUUGAAAUGGACGGCAUUCGAAAUGUUUGGAUUGUCAAACCUGGUGCUAAGUCUCGCGGCCGAGGCAUCAUAUGCUAUGAAAAACUUGAAGAUAUGCUAAAACUUGUGGCUAGUCAGAUUGUGAAGAAAGAUGGCAAAUAUGUGGUGCAAAAGUACAUAGAGCGCCCUUUGCUGAUCUAUAAUACCAAGUUUGAUAUCCGUCAGUGGUUUCUUGUAACAGACUGGAAUCCUCUGACCCUGUGGUUUUAUCGGGACUCAUACUUGCGUUUCUGUUCCCAACAAUUCACCUUGGAAGACUUUGAUCAGAGCAUCCAUCUCUCCAACAAUGCCAUCCAGAAACAUUACAAAAAUGGGCCAAGGUCACCUCGGCUACCAGAUGAGAAUAUGUGGACACAUCAGGAGUUUAUAGAGUAUUUGAAGAGUAAAAGGCAACCAACAGCAUGGGAUGACAUAAUUUAUCCAAGCAUGAAAAAGGCAAUCAUCUGCUCACUAUUGGUUACCCAAGAUUUAGUGGAGUACAGAAAGUCGUCUUUUGAACUUUAUGGUGCUGACUUCAUGUUAACAGAAGAUUUGACACCGUGGCUAAUUGAAAUUAACUCAAGCCCGAGUAUGGAAUCAAGUACGGCUGUCACAGCAAAACUCUGCACAGCUGUUUUAGAUGACACUAUUAAAGUUGUCAUUGACCGCAAACUUGACAGGAGUUGUGACAUUGGUGCGUUUGAGUUAGCAUACAAGCAACCCCUUGUCACAGUCCCGCCAUACAUUGGUAUCAAUCUGUGUGUUGAGGGCCAGUCAGUCAAGCGGCCCCCAUGGGCAGUCAAGCCACAGGCCAAACCAUCUGAUGCCAACAUCACUAACGAUAUGCUCUUCACCCCACGGGCUGUUACCAUGAGGCAAACCACUGUGGACCGCAGUUUGGAGAUUAAGAAAAUAGAAUCAAGUCCAAGCAAGAAAGACCCAGCUAGAACUGACACCAGCGGCAACAAAAACCUGAACGGCCAGUCAUCAGCUCCCAGCAAAGAUGUCAUCUCUAAAGUGGGCACUUUUAGACCGGCGGCAGAGACUGAACGCUUUAAAUCCAACAACAAGGGAGGCAUCGGGCUGGUCAAUAUUUCAAACCUUGAAACAAAAGUGAACUCCGGCGGUGACAACUCACCCUUGUCAGGCUCUGCUCUAGCAGCACAAGUUUCAAAACAAAUGAGAACAGUAGAAAGCGGCAAAAGUGAAAGUCUGACUUCAAUGAUCCCCUCGGAGAACCAUUCAGCUGGGGCAAGGCUUGGGGAGUUACAGAGCGGACCUCCAGCCUCCUUGCCCAAUACCCAGUAUCUCGCCGGGUUAAACCAACGAAGAUUCAUCUCAAAGAAAUCAGUCUCCAAUAAUUACACUAUACCAUCGUCCUCCGACAGAGCCGCUGCGUCCAAAAGUUUAGCCAUCAGCAAUGUCGAGGCCACGGAUCUGAAGAAUUACAAAUCCAGUAAAGGUAACGACAACAGUGCCACAGCCGCAGGGACCACAUGGAACCGCACGUGCCAGCUGUGUGGGAGGGGAGGCAGCCUGCAGCUGGAUUCUGCUGACCCAAACUGCAGAUGCCAGCAGGAUUCAGUGCUGGUGACCUCUUGCCCAACAAACAAUACCGAAUCAUUGAUAGCCACAGGCAACAAAAUCCAGAGCAGCCGAACCAGAGCUCAGUUAAGAACAGCCGUGAAGAGUGCCAGACAGCCCUCCGCAGCGCUGCAUAUAAGCGCUGUUGUAGCUGACUUAGGAAAUGUUGCCAAGGUGGACAUGUCCCCUGAGAAGGCCAUCAAGCCUGUCAGACCCAUCUCAGCUUACACUGAAAUUACCUCCCCUAGAAAGGCACACACGCCAAGGGGGAGAACUCACAAGAAAAGAAAAUCUUCAAGCUUCCAACAAGACUCUGCAGGACUUUUUAACCAGCCGUUUCAUUACAAAGUUCAGACCAGCAGCGCCAACUCCCAGGAAGUUUAUCAAGGCAGUGGUUUCAGCUACACCAGUGGGAACUGGCAUAAUGUUCUCUUUGACAAGCCGCAACCUUUCUAUCCUACCAGCCCCAAACUUCAAAACCCAUAUGUUCAGAGGACCUUUCAUGGCAGCAGUAUGCCUUACUCAGGAGUGGUGGGGCUCCGAGGGGUGGUGGGACUGAGGGCCAAUGCGUCUCAGUCUAUGCUGAAAGUAUGGCCCCAGCUGUCCUACAACACCAGCCACUACAUUGGUCCACUGGCCAUCAUGGCACAGAGGAAACUACAACUGAAGCAACCCAGGGGUGGCGUCUCAUAGAGCAACCCAGGGGGUAGCAUCUUAUAGAACAAUCCAGGGGUGGUUGUUUCAAAGAACAACCCAGGGGUGGCGUCUCGCAGAACAAACCCAAGGGCGGUGUCUCAGAGGUCAGCUCAACUGUGACCACUUGACCAGAUGAUGUUGCUGUCGUCAGCUGUACUUAAUUGUGAUGCCAGAUAAGAUUAUUGUGCUCAAAGUUCUUGUUGCUUGAUCUGAAGAAAAACAGAAAAGUGAACAAACUCUUCCCCACUAUAGAUGUAUACAGUUUGAAAUCUUUUAUCUUUUAUUACAUCAUACCUUCCAAAAUAAUAUAUACACAAUUAUAUAUAUAGAUUUAUAUAUACUUUAUUAUAUCUAUAUAUAUAUGUACUAUCUCUAACAGUGAAAAUAGUAUCUCCCUCGACUGGUCUGUUUUCUAACUAUUCUUAAACCUGCAUUUGAUAAGAGUAUAGAAAAAUAAAAUCACUAUCAUCAGUGAAUAGAACCAUGAAUGACUGAAAUUUGUUGAAAACACACAAAAAAUUAAAAUCAAUCUAACACCUGAACAUUGAUUGCUAUGUCUUACUUAUGUUGCUGUGUUGCUUUUGCUGACAUUUUAGUUCUGUUAUUUAUAAUAUUUUCAUGGCUUUCUUAACAAAGUGGCUUUAUUUUUAAAAAAAAUUAUUUUUCAAAACUUUGUUAAAAAAAAUAUUUUCAUUUUUCUUCCUAUGAAUAUUUUACCAGUGAAGUGUAGAAAUAAUUUUAGUUCCCCUCUUUUCUGUUUAACAUUUUGGGAUGGAUAAGAUGGCAGUUUUGUCAAACAGCCAUCUGGCUUAUAUUUAGUGGUUUUUACUUUUUUUUAAUCCAGUUAAAAAUUAAUGAAAAGUUGACUCAUUGUUACUGUUGACUUGAUUUCACCUGAGUUGGUAAGUUUGAAAUGUACUUGUUGUAUUCUGCUCAUUACUUGAGAUAUGCAAAUCUGUGUUUAACUUCCUAUAAAAUUUCUUUCUUAAAAACUUCAAUGGCCUUCUCAUAUAUAUGGUAGUGGAAUAUGGAUAAAAGGGUCUUACAUUAAAAAAAAAACAUAAUUCUUGAAUUCAGUGGUACUUGUGCCUCCAGUUUGUUUUAACUUGAGUAUUAAUGGAGCAACAAACUGUUACUUGUGCUUUCUUGUUCUGCCAAGCUCCAAUGAAAGAUGCUUACUUUCUUAUGCUAUGCAUGUAUAAUUAUUGUCAAUUGUAGUUUUUUUAUAUGUUGAAACUUUUGCUCCUUCAAUCUGAAUAGCAUUUGCUUCAAACGUUAUGCCAUAUUUGAUAUGACUUACCCCAUUUGAAAAAAAAAAGUAUUUAAUUGUUGAACUUACUUAACAUUAGUACACUUCCUUAAUGUAUAAAAAAAUCUUUGCCAAAUUUUUAAAUUUUCUAACCUAAAAAAUACUUGCAAUUUAAAUGUGCUCUUUCUGGGACAAUACAUACAAUUUAAACAUUGCAACUAUUUUUUGUUUCAAUUCAGUUUGACAGAACUUUUGUGUUUUACUUUAUGUGGAUUUAAUUGAAUUUUUUUCUAUAAUUUGUUAAUUAGUUUUAUAUUGCAGUUUGUGAAAACUUCACUUGAAGUCAGUUUAUUUUAGGUUAUCAUUAAUAGAAUUAAUAACAAAUCAGUUUUUUUUAUAUUGAUGGUAAUUUUCAAGAAGCUUUGGACUUUCAGUACAUCAUCUGUUCAAACUUGUGACUUAAUUAAGCCAUCUUAUUUAAAUAGCUUUGUUAAUGCAGAACAGUUUUGUAAAUUAUCUUUUAUAUACAAAUUUUAUUUUAGUAACCAUUUUCAGAGAUUCUUGUAGUGUCUUCCAUAUCAUUUAUAUGAAAUGAUCUCUACUGUUUCUUUUAAUGACAAAUAUAAAUAUGAACAGCUAGCAAAUAUUCAGUGGAUGCCAGUUUGUUUUAAAUUAGAUCUACUUUUAUUGUAUAAACCAGUAUGGCUAUGGGAUGUUGUUUUUUAAAAAUGCUCUAAGCUUUGCCAGACUUGUAUGACUUUUCUAACUUUAACCAUUAAAUGUAUUUCUCUCUAUAGCUCUAAAAAGCAAUUCAUAUAUUUACACUUCUUUCAUUGUUAUAUAAAUAAAUUAAACAUUGCUCAUUGCAUUCUGCUGAUACUAAACUAUCUGUAUGCAUUCUGCCUUCUCUUUUUCAUAUUCAUAUUUCAAAAGUAUAAUAUUCCUCUGGUAGAUUCAGUACCAUUUAAUACCCAGUUAAGCAAUCCUAGCACUUGUAUUGUAAUCUACCAUACACACCAUUUUAGUUAUAGGACUUGACUCGACUUUUUUUUAAUACAACUUAAACUCAACUGAAUAGCCUAAAUCUGUAUUUUGUUUGAAUUUAUGAUAAAUAUUUGUGAUGUUUUAAAUAGAUUAUAGAAAAUGUAUUUGUAAUGUGCAAUUGACCAGCCAAAUCUACAGUAUUUCAAUUUUGUUAAAAUUAAUUAUUUAUAUAAUUGUUUUUGAAGAGAUUGUUGAGUUUUAUGAAAGUGAUUGUUGUUAGAAAGAAAUUCAAGAAUUUUGUUUAGUUUUUGAAUGUUUGUGGUUUGAAAUUGAGCACUGUUUAGAU